Molecule: messenger RNA, 380 nt
Organism: Pollicipes pollicipes
Lineage: Eukaryota; Metazoa; Arthropoda; Thecostraca; Pollicipedomorpha; Pollicipedidae
Exons: 4
Coding region: 15-380 (121 amino acids)
Source: RefSeq, a predicted model, not a curated record
CGCACCAGCAGCUGAUGGAGCUGGAGGGCGACUACUGCCAGCUGGUCAGCUGCGACGCCGCCAGUCAGCAGCAGCAGAAGCCGGCCGAACAGGCCCAGGAACCAGCAGGCGCCGAUGAAACAGGAACAGCAGGCGGGAAGUUCACAUCAGAUGAAACGUUCGGCUCUACCAUCGGUCUAUUUAAGAAUUUCGCCGCCUAUUAUCAGUACUGCGGCGUGUGUGGCAUGCUGCUGGUGACGUUUCUUACGGUGCUGUUCGCCUGCUGCCGCACCGGCAGCGGCCUCUAUCUGCAGUACUGGAUCGACGCCGGCGACGGACGCAAGUUCGCCGCAGUAACCGGCCAACUAUGUGUGGAACACUUGGCUGGCGGUAUGGUCUAG